GAGCACAAGUCACACUAGCAGUCGGUGCAGUUACAGGCAGACAUGAAGCAGUUUCCCGCAGGGGAUCUAGAGGGGCUGCAGCAGGUCGGCAGAGGGGGCUUCGGAACAGUUUAUAGAGGAUGGAGCCGGAGUCUGAAUAUGGAAGUCGCCCUGAAAACUUUUCAAAGAGCACAAAGUUUUAGCAUUAAUAAGCUAAUAAAAGACAUAUUGAAGGAAAGAGAAAUGAUGGAGAAAGCUAGUAAUCCAUUCGUUAUUCAUCUUCUCGGCAUGUAUGAGAGACGGGAAGAGGAAAUUAGUGAACAUGGCCUUGUCAUGGAAUACGUGCCCAAUGGAAGCCUUCGCUCGUUGUUUGACACUAUGGAUGUCCCUUGGGCUUUGAGGUUUCAGAUGCUCCACCAAGUGGCCCUGGGAAUGAAUUACCUCCACAUGCUUGAUCCUCCCAUCAUUCACAGGGACCUAAAGCCAAGCAAUGUUCUUCUAAAUAAGCACUUCGAUGUUAAGAUCACAGACUUUGGACUAUCCAAAAUCGUUGGUGCAACAACAUCUGCAACUCCCUCUUUUGCUGGAACUCCAUCCUACAUGGCUCCAGAAGCUCUCACUGACCUCAAUUACAAACCCACCAUGGCCUUUGACGUGUACAGCUUUGGCAUCUUGAUUUGGACAGUCCUCUCUGGUGAAGAACCCUUCCCUAAUCCAGAUCCAGCAUUGAUUCACUUACACAUACCCAAUGGGCAGAGGCCUAGUUUGGAAGUGCUGGAUCACCUGAGCCACAUUAAAAUGGUGCCAGAAGCCAAAGAAUUAAUGAUAAAGUGCUGGAGUGGAAAUGCUGAUGCCAGGCCCUGUUUUCUUGAGUGCAGCCAUGCAACAAAACUCAUGUUUGAGGAGUACAGCAGUGAGAUAAAAGAUGCCAUUCGGAAAGUAGAGGAUCAUAUACCCAUAGGAGAUCAGACAUUAGAAGACCCAGGAUAUGACAGCACCACCCAUGACACUUUAAUGAAUCAAGUUAUAGCUGCAAUUAGAGAAGACUCCCAGGAAAUGAAAAAAGAUGAGACAUCAGAAGACCCAGGAUAUGACAGCACCUCUAAAGACACAAGUGCACUAAAUCAAGGAGAGACACUCAGCAAUGCUUUGGAACACAUAAAGGAAUCUCAGGACUACAAGCAAAUCACAGAUUAUGCCAAAGACAUUGGCAAGACAGUGGAAAAAGGUGGAAAAGAAAUUAGGAAAGUUUACAAUGGCUAUAGAGAUCAAAUAAGCAGAGACAAAGUUGAAGGGCUUUGGAAACCCAUUUGGCGACUAAGGAAAUUAUUUUAGCCUUCCCCUUACUGAGUACCAGAAAGAUACGGUUGAAGGUCAAGGUUGGUGGGCGACUACAAAUUCAACCAACAGGCUGGGCGUAGCUACAACCCCACGCCCCAUGUUCCCACAAUGAGACUGUUUUAUAUGCCAAAAUCUAAUAAAACCACAAACACAAGAUGAUAUUACGACGGAACUAGAACCUACUGGUUGGAUUGUUUUUGGAACCUUCGGAAUAGAAGAAAGUUUUAAAGGAGGACAUAUACUCAAUGCUAAUAAGAGUACCGUAUGUGUGUGUUUAUUGAAAAAUAAAAUUACACUAAGGGGCACAUUUACUAAUCCUGGAAUCCGAAUCCCGAA
Xenopus tropicalis (tropical clawed frog) is the source of this 1656-nucleotide messenger RNA. RefSeq names its product receptor interacting serine/threonine kinase 3-like, gene 1 (gene ripk3l). The transcript is spliced from 10 exons. Lineage: Eukaryota; Metazoa; Chordata; Amphibia; Anura; Pipidae. Gene Ontology annotation, biological process: MAPK cascade. The record is from RefSeq and is a predicted model, not a curated record. Bases 43 to 1314 code for a protein of 423 amino acids. Gene Ontology annotation, molecular function: nucleotide binding; protein serine/threonine kinase activity; transferase activity.